This is a messenger RNA of Ilyonectria robusta, 946 nucleotides long. RefSeq names its product CHAT domain-containing protein. The transcript has a single exon. The coding region runs from base 23 to 739 and encodes 238 amino acids. Lineage: Eukaryota; Fungi; Ascomycota; Sordariomycetes; Hypocreales; Nectriaceae. The record is from RefSeq and is a predicted model, not a curated record.
CAUACACACCCCAGGUUCUCCAAUGACAGUCCUGGACCGAGUUGUGUCUUCAUAUGCUUCCUCUUUGAAGUCGUUUGUCCUUGGCAGGAGACAAAAGCAAACCACGAUCGCCCAUUCCGGUCGAAAGGCGCUGUUGGUGGGCGUUGGCGAUGCACAAUAUAUGCCGAGGCUGACUCCUCUCCCGUUUGUGGCAAGAGAAAUCGACCAGAUAGAAAAGAUCUGUGCCUCUUUUAAGCUGGAAUCUACCACGUUGAAAGAGCCAAUCACGCGGCAGGUUCUGGAUAAUAUGGAUGGGUGUGCCAUAUUUCAUUUCGCUGGCCAUGGUCGUGUCGAUCCCCUGGAGCCGUCACAGAGCGGUAUAGUCAUGAGAGAUGGUCUUCUUACCGUUGCCAACUUGAUGGACGCCAAACUGCAGUCCAAGCCUCCUUUCUUGGCUUUUCUUUCAGCAUGCCUUAGCGGCGCUAACGACGUCAUUGAACUUCAGGACGAAGGCGUUCAUCUCAUCAGCGCGUGCCAGCUCCUCGGUUUUCGGCACGUCAUUGGGACGCAGUGGCAGGUCUCGGAUUCCACUUGCGUCGAUGUAUCCGAGGCUCUGUAUACUGGGCUUGCCAAGAGUGGAAUGGCAGACGAUUCUGUUUGUCGCAGUCUUCAUAGGGCUCUUGUAGAUCUUCGGGAUCACUGGGUCAAAACUGGUCAGAGUUCGAUUCGAGGUGGUUUCGAUAGCCAGAGUGAGAGCUAGCGGGAGAGGGAAAGGAGUGGUGAGGAGGUUAGAAGUUAUAAUAAGGAGGACGAAGAGGAGAAUAGGGAUAUUCCGAGAGAGCGCAGAGACGCUAGGCUCCUGCUUGAGGGUGAAUCGGCCAAGGACUUGGUGAGAGCUGACUGGAUUCCGUAUAUUCACUACGGCCCAUUGGUUGCUGGCUUAAAAACUGAUACAUUUUUGGACAAG